AUGAGUGGAAGACAUUCGAUUGUUAUUGAUUUUUCAAGAAAGCCCGGAGCAAGUGUAGAAUUCAAGAGAGUUCGACAUGAUUCUGAUGAAAGCGUGCUCUCGAAUCCACCUAAAAAGCUAGAAUGCGGUUGGCUACCAUGCUGUAUGUCCCCAGAAGACGCUGAAUCAUUUGGUCAUCAUGUCUCGAUAUUCAUGGUCGCUCUGGUUGCUUUUGCUACUUUCUUCUGUGUUACUUUUAUUCUAGUUCUUGUUUUCAUUCUUGAGACAAACCGUCAUCACAUAUUCCCAUUGACACCGGAACAACGUCCAUCUGAUGUUUACAAGCGAACAUUUUCAAUUCACAAAGAUUCGAAUAAGUUGUUCCAUCAGAUCCACAGACUGUCAUAUUGGCAACAACUCCAAGAUGAUCCAUAUUACAUGUCUGUGGGCAUACGCAAUCUGGGAAACUUGCUGGGGAUGGAACACACUUUGCUCCGUGGAAACAACGAAGAGAAUGGCAAUCUCUGA
Molecule: messenger RNA, 507 nt
Organism: Caenorhabditis remanei
Lineage: Eukaryota; Metazoa; Nematoda; Chromadorea; Rhabditida; Rhabditidae
Exons: 3
Coding region: 1-507 (168 amino acids)
Source: RefSeq, a predicted model, not a curated record